Trichoderma gamsii is the source of this 1398-nucleotide messenger RNA. Its product is annotated as alpha-1,3/alpha-1,6-mannosyltransferase. Bases 1 to 1398 code for a protein of 465 amino acids. The record is from RefSeq and is a predicted model, not a curated record. Lineage: Eukaryota; Fungi; Ascomycota; Sordariomycetes; Hypocreales; Hypocreaceae. The transcript is spliced from 3 exons. Gene Ontology annotation, molecular function: GDP-Man:Man(1)GlcNAc(2)-PP-Dol alpha-1,3-mannosyltransferase activity; alpha-1,3-mannosyltransferase activity.
AUGUCUUUACAAGCAGACGCGCAGCCUGCUCCAGACGGCACAAUCGUCUUCUUCCAUCCGGACUUGGGCAUUGGCGGCGCGGAGCGGCUGGUUGUCGAUGCGGCGGUUGGGCUGCAGCAGCGCGGACACCACGUUGUCAUCUUUACGAAUCAUUGCGAUCGCAACCACUGCUUUGACGAGUGUCGCGAUGGCACCCUCGAUGUCCGCGUUCACGGCGAAUGGCCCAUCCCCAUGUCCAUCUUCAACCGCCUCACCAUCGUCUGCGCCAUCCUGCGCCAUCUCCAGCUCCUCAUACAGAUCGCGCUCUCCGGCGAAUUGAAAGCUCUUAAACCCCGCGCCUUUGUCGUCGACCAACUAUCCGCCGGUCUUCCGCUCUUACGAUAUAUCGCUCCCGAUGCGCCGAUCCUGUUUUACUGCCACUUUCCAGACUUGUUGCUCGCGCAGGGACGCCAAUCAGCCCUGAAGCGACUCUAUCGACUGCCUUUUGACUGGAUCGAAGAGUGGUCCAUGGGGUUUGCGCAGGCUGUUGCUGUCAACUCUGAGUUUACAAAGGGCGUUGUUGCGAGGACGUGGCCGCGGUUGAAGGAAAAGGUGGACACCAAGGUGGUAUACCCAUGCGUGGACACAACGGUUAAAGAGGAUAACUCGUCUGCAAGUGAUGAAGUAUUGCUUGGUGGCAACCACAAGGUGAUUCUCAGCAUCAAUCGGUUUGAGCGGAAAAAGGAUAUUGGACUAGCUGUCAAGGCGUUUGCUGCCAUCUCUGAGGAUUUGCGCCGCGGAGUGCGUCUUGUUCUAGCAGGUGGCUACGAUCCCCGAGUUGCCGAAAACGUCGAAUAUCACACCGAGCUCGAAGCUCUCGCCUCCUCCCACUCCCUCAAACACCACACCGUCACAUCUUUCGACACCACCUCUCUAUCCUCCAUUCCCAGCGAUGCCUCCGUCCUCUUCCUCCUCUCUAUACCAAACUCUAUCAAAACUUCACUUUUGCGUGUAGCUCGACUCCUAGUCUACACACCUUCCAACGAGCAUUUUGGAAUUGUGCCCCUCGAGGCUAUGCUUGCCCGCGUGCCUGUCCUCGCCGCCAACACGGGCGGUCCCGUUGAGACAAUACAGAACAUGAAGACUGGCUGGCUGCGCGAUCCGGAAGAUAUCGGCGCGUGGUCGAGUGUCAUGCUCAGCGUGCUGAGAAUGCCUGAUCAGGAUGUUCAGCGGAUGGGUACUGAUGGUGAAGAGCGUGUGCGGUCUCUUUUUGGACGUGAUAACAUGGCUCUGCGGCUUGAGACGUCCAUAAAUGAGAUUCUUUCUCAGAAGCAUGCCCGGCCAUCUUUGUUAGUGCCAAUUGGCAUAGUAAUUUCUCUUUUAUUAGCAGUAUUGGCGAUUUAUGUCCAGAUCUCAUGA